AUGGCAAUCAUUGGUCUGCACCGGAGGUAUUUGGAACGAGGGCCUACUUCCGGUCAGGUUCUAAACCUGCCAGCCUCCUCCUCAAAGAAAUCCGUCGCCAUGAUGAAGGUGUGUACCGUUGUAGAGUUGACUUCAGAAACACACCCACCCGCAGUUUCCGUGCCACCAGAGUACCCAGCCCUGUUCGACAAGUGGGGACGCCAGCUAAACGGGACUGUGGGUCCUCUUGAUGAAGGGGACGAGGUACAGCUUACUUGCCGUGUCAUAGGAGGUAAACCGGAACCUGAGGUGCGGUGGUUGGUGAACGGAGUCGUCGUCGAUGACGAAUACGAGCACAAUUCCGGGGAUGUAAUCGAGAACAGGCUCAACUGGCGGGCGGUCUCCAGGAAGGACCUCAACUCUAUCUUCAGCUGCGAGGCCAACAACACCUUACUCAGUGAGCCGAGGGAGUCCUCUGUCGUCCUACAGCUCUAUCUGCGCCCGUUAGUGGUUAAUAUCGUGAGCAAGCCAGAGAGGCUGGUCGCAGGAAACCGCUACGAGAUCAGCUGCGAAUCUGCCGGGUCGAGGCCACCCGCUGUAAUCACCUGGUACAAAGGGAAAAGGCUCCUCAGGAAAGUUAGGGAGGAAAUGGGUGAAGAAGCCAACAUCACAACGAGCCGUCUAACGUUCAUCCCUACAACUGACGACGAUGGGAAGCCAAUCACUUGCAGAGCCGAGAAUCCUAACGUCACUGGGCUCUACCUCGAUACAAACUGGAAUCUUCAUGGAGAAUUGCUUAAUCACAACAUGUCUGCUAGGCUCAUCCUAAUAAACCUAAGUCUAGUAUUGCAAAAAGUGACGCGGCACAACAGUGGUCUGUAUUCUUGCCUGGCAGCAAACGAAGAAGGAGAAACAAGGAGUUCAUUAUUUCAUUUAAGAGUGAAAUAUUCACCAAGUUGCAAGUUUGAUCGUGUGAUGGUAGUUGGCGCAUCUAGAGCUGAGAGUCUUGAUAUACCUUGUCAAGUAGAUGCAGAUCCUCCUGCUACCAGUUUCAGAUGGAAGUUUAACAAUUCCGGAGAAACGCUGGAAGUAGGACCAGAACGAUUUUCAGUCAAUGGGACAACCAGUGUUUUGCGUUACACUCCGAUAGCAGAUUUGGAUUAUGGAACAUUAUCUUGCUGGGCUGAAAAUAGUAUUGCUCUUCAAUCAAUUCCUUGUUUAUUUCAAGUAGUUGCUGCUGGAAAGCCAUAUCCUGUCCGUAACUGCACAAUAGGCAAUGAGACCUCAAACUCAUUAGUGGUAACUUGUCAAGCAGGAUCUGAUGGCGGUCUUCCACAAUAUUUUUUCCUCGAAGUCUAUGUUGGUGAAUUUAAGAGAAUCAAUCUUACAGCUUCAGAACUUCCUUAUUUUCAGAUAUCUGAAUUACAACCUGAAAUAUCCUAUACCUUUCUCAUUUAUUCAGUUAAUUCAAAAGGAAGAAGUUCUCCUACGAGUAUAGGAGAUGUUGUGCUCAAAGACUUUGACAAAAGAGGAGGUGAAGAAGUAGAUGUAACCAUUCCUCCAGCUAUUGUAAUUGCAUCAGGCGUUGGUAUCAUCAUUAUAAUUUUCGCAAUCUUUGUUUCACGUAAAUUUAUCCCAUCCAGAGAAACUCGAAAUACAUUACAAGAAAAGCCUUCUACAAUCUUUGUUUCUCAAGUCAAACAACAGGGUAAUGAUUCUGAAGAAAAAGAUCCUGAUAUCAUCCCUAUCAAAUAUGAACCUAACCCAAGAUCCGACAUUAGAUGUGGAGAGGGAGCAUUAGGAAAAGAACCAGGGGAUUGGCACAUUCCUGACUCCAUGCAGAAUGGAAAAGGACUAUGGAGAGAAGAUCACAUCCUUGAACCAGAACUUAAUGGAAAUGCCAUUAAAGAAAGACUUAUGACAAGCCAACUUCCAGAAAGCUGUGUAUGAUUGAUUAGUCCAUGUUUUUAAUGUUUUUUGUAAUUUUUAAAUUUCAAAUAAAAAUAGUUUUUGAAUGCUUACCUGAAAGUUUUGAUGUAAAGUGUGGGGUCCUAUUUCAAUGUUGUUCUAUUUUCUAAUUGUAUAGAAUUUAGAAAAUUAAUAGGAAAUGAAAGUUGUCUUAGGGAAAGGAAUGCCCAUAUUCAAAUUUUAUUUAUUUCCAAAUUAUAAACUUUAUCUUUUAAUUUAACAUUUAAUUUUAUUGUAAAUUAAAUAUUUUUUUACCAAAUAAAAAUUGAAUGAUUUUUAUUUUAAAAUUAGUCAAUGCCUCAUAAUCCUGAAUAAUAGGGACAUCAGCAGCUGGCAAAAAUAUUGCAAGGAUUAUUCAAAGAGGAAAGGAAAAUAAGAACAUUCCAUUGCAUGUAUUAUCAUGUAACUUACAAAUCAGAAAUAAC
This is a messenger RNA of Nezara viridula (southern green stink bug), 2372 nucleotides long. NCBI's taxonomy places the organism in Eukaryota, Metazoa, Arthropoda, Insecta, Hemiptera, Pentatomidae. The record is from the annotation of a GenBank genome assembly.